This is a messenger RNA of Serinus canaria (Common canary), 2340 nucleotides long. RefSeq names its product serine incorporator 3 (gene SERINC3). NCBI's taxonomy places the organism in Eukaryota, Metazoa, Chordata, Aves, Passeriformes, Fringillidae. The coding region runs from base 126 to 1544 and encodes 472 amino acids. The record is from RefSeq and is a predicted model, not a curated record. The transcript has 10 exons. Gene Ontology annotation, cellular component: membrane.
CGUCCCCGCGGUGGGAAGAAGCCAAUCAGCGGCGGCGGCGGCUCGGGGCGGAGCCCGUCUGGCACCGCCCCUGGCCGCGGGCUGUGGGCGGAAGCAGGAAGCGGGCGGAGGGCGGCGGCGGCGCCAUGGGGGCCGUGCUGGGGGUCUGCUCGCUGGCCAGCUGGAUUCCCUGUCUGUGCAGCGGUGCCUCGUGUUUGCUGUGCCGAUGUUGCCCCAACAGCAAGAAUUCGACAGUGACACGACUUAUCUAUGCCUUCCUCCUCCUCCUCAGUACUGCGCUUGCCUGCAUUAUGCUGGCACCAGGCAUGGAAGAGCAGCUGAAAAAGAUACCUGGAUUUUGUGACGAUGGGCUUCACACUCAGAUCCCCCACUUGGAGGGCUUUGUCAGCUGUGAUGUGUUUGUGGGGUACAGAGCUGUCUAUCGUGUCAGCUUUGCCAUGGCCGUGUUCUUCUUCCUCCUCUCCCUGCUCAUGAUAGAAGUGAAAACAAGCAAUGACCCGAGAGCUUCCAUACACAAUGGGUUCUGGUUCUUCAAAAUAGCUGCCAUCGUGGCUAUCAUGGUUGGAGCAUUUUAUAUCCCUGAAGGGCCUUUCACAAGAGCUUGGUUUUGGAUUGGUGUUUCUGGAGCCUUCUGCUUCAUUCUUAUCCAGUUGGUUCUACUUGUGGAUUUUGCUCACUCUUGGAAUGAGAGCUGGGUUGAGAAAAUGGAAGAGGGGAAUUCCAAAUGCUGGUAUGCAGCUCUGUUGUCCUGUACAAGCUUGUUCUAUGCCUUGUCCCUGGUUUUUGUCAUUCUCUUCUACGUUUUCUACACGAAGCCUGAUGACUGCACUGAGAACAAGUUCUUCAUAAGCUUUAACAUGAUCCUGUGCAUUACUGUCUCCAUUGUUUCUAUCCUUCCAAAAGUUCAGGAACAUCAGCCUCGCUCUGGCCUCCUCCAGUCCUCUGUCAUCACACUCUACACCAUGUACCUCACUUGGGCAGCCAUGUCCAAUGAGCCUGAAAGAACCUGUAACCCAAGUCUGCUGAACAUCAUCACCCAGAUAGCUGCACCCACAGCUGUUCCAGCCAAUGCCACUGUCCCACCUGCCACUCCUGCUCCACCCAAGUCCCUGCAGUGGUGGGAUGCCCAGAGUGUUGUUGGACUGGUUAUCUUUGUCCUGUGCCUCUUGUAUUCCAGCAUCCGCUCCUCAAGUAACAGCCAGGUGAACAAGCUGACCCUGUCUGGCAGUGACACUGCUAUCCUGGAGGACACUGUGGGGACAGGCAGUGGCACAGCCGAGGAGGGUGAGGUGCGCCGUGUCACGGACAACGAGAAGGAUGGUGUCCAGUACAGCUACACUUUCUUCCACUUCAUGCUCUUCCUCGCCUCUCUGUACAUCAUGAUGACACUCACCAACUGGUACAGCCCUGAUGCAGAUUUCAAAACCAUGACAAGUAAAUGGCCAGCCGUGUGGGUGAAGAUUACCUCCAGCUGGGUUUGUCUGCUUCUCUAUCUUUGGACCUUAGUGGCUCCUCUUGUCCUUACUAAUAGAGACUUCAAUUAAGUUCCUGCACCCGUCUGAGCUUACAAAAGUGGGGAACUCUUUGCUGACAGCCAAAAUGUUCAUUUAUUGCUUUAGUUACUGUUUCUUAUGUUGGUAUUAAAAUGCAGUUGGAUAGACAGUUAUAUAUUGCAUAAUGCUUGAUGCAGCAUCAAAAUUAUCAGUUAUCUUUCUAUUUUAACCUUUACCAGGGUUAUCUUAUUACUGCAUUUUUAAAAUUCACUACAGCUUUGCUGUCAAAGCACAAAAUAAAUUACCAAUUCUGUCCAAAAGCCACAACCUUCUACUGAAUAGAAGUUAACAUUUAGUUAAAUAUGAAGUAAUAUAUUUUAAAGAGCAAUUAUAAUCAGCAUAAUGCACUACUCUGCUCAUGCUUCAGUUUCUGGAAGUGUAAGCCAUGCUGCUUGAUUUCUACAUUCCACUGCUAAAGUUUAUUUACAGUAAGUUUAUUUAAAUUACUUAACUUUGUGUUGUGGCAAAAAGCACCCUUAUUUCUCACCAAAAAAACAGCUCUGAAGUUGAAAAACUGGUUAACUCUUAAUUCUUUUAAGACAAACUUGCCCAUUUUAAGAGGCAGUUUCUAUGGUAACUUCAUUUUUAGGAUGUUUGCCAAAUAGAGUGAUAAGUGUAUGAGUAGCUUAAUCAACUUUAUGAUUAUGUUGGAAAAUACAGCUUACUGAUUGAGUGGUUUCAGUUGUCCAGUAUGCUUAAUAAAAGUAACAUACACGGAAUUAUUAUUAUUGGCUCUAAGGCAUUUGCACUGUAAAUUCAUUUGAAUAAAGCAGACUAACUACUGAAA